Stereum hirsutum FP-91666 SS1 is the source of this 1503-nucleotide messenger RNA. RefSeq lists its product as uncharacterized. The record is from RefSeq and is a predicted model, not a curated record. NCBI's taxonomy places the organism in Eukaryota, Fungi, Basidiomycota, Agaricomycetes, Russulales, Stereaceae. Bases 1 to 1503 code for a protein of 500 amino acids. The transcript is spliced from 6 exons. Gene Ontology annotation, biological process: regulation of actin filament polymerization. Gene Ontology annotation, molecular function: actin filament binding. Gene Ontology annotation, cellular component: cortical actin cytoskeleton; actin filament; plasma membrane.
AUGUUGAAUGACCCAGACAUACAGACAGCGUACCAAUCACUUAUGAGUAGAAUAUCAACCCUGAACUGGUUGCUGCUCAGUUACGGAAAGUCCUCGGAUGGGCUGAAACUUGUUGCCACAGGCUCACAAGGACUAGAUGAAUUGAAAGCGACCAUGCAGGACUGGGUGGAAAGCGUCUCAUUUGCGUUGCUUUAUCAUGCGAUCGGUCAGGACCACAAUUUCGUCUUGAUCUCCUACAUUCCAGAGGGAGCGUCUGGCCUUAGGCGAGCUCGAGCCUUGUUCACAUUCAGGAAUUUACGGUCCCUUUUCAAAGAGCAUCAAUCGGUCAUCACGAUCCGUCAUAUGAGCGACCUCACGGACGACUCGAUCCUUGCUGCCGUUGCAAAUAGGUCAAAAUCACCACAGCAGAGAAUCGAUGUCAUUGCUCGUUCAUCGUCUGAAUUCCGGAAUGUCGAGAAGACCCUCCCUCGUCCUCCAGACGAUCGCCUGCGACGAGCACGCUCAGAAGACAUUACGGGUGAUGGGCUUUCACACACACUGGCAGCGUUGGGCAUGUUAGAUGCACCGCCUGAGGACCGGACCGUUGUCACUCGAACGAGAGACUUCGGAGGGGCUCCAACCCCACCAACCAAGGUCUUUCAUCCGCCUUCCAGAGUGGUUGUUUCUCCAGAUCCUGCAGAAAGAGCCCGUCUCCGCGAAGAGGCCCGUCUCAAGCAGCAGCUCGAAGAAGAACAUAUAGAACGAGACGAGCGACUACGACAAGCGCGCCUCAGGUUGGCGAAAGAAGCUCUCCUGAGGCAGCAUGAAGAGGAUGAAGCCCAGAGAAAGCAGCUACUCCAGCGAGAUCUUGAACGACACGCAGCACUUCGAGCUCAGAAAGAAGAAAUGGAACGACUGGAGGAAGAAGCACGGGCAAAGGACCUGGAAGACAAGAAGAAAGCCGCCAGGGAGCGUAGGAUCGCACAGACCAGACGCGCAGAGGAACUACGACAACAAGAACAGACGAAGAGGGAACAGCAACUACAGCAGGAAAGCCAUACACGAAGGAGCCUUGAGGAUACUAAAGAAAUGCUGAGGCGACGAGGGCAACAGAUUCGGCGGGAGAGAAAAGGAGGGGGCCGCAUUUUGAAGGGCUGGGCGACUAUACAGUCGAGCGAUUCGUUGGAAUGGAGGCGCCGGUGGUUCGAGCUAACGGAAGACACGCUCAAUCUAUUUCGUAGUGAGGAUGUACGGUCACUACUUGCCUGUCGAUUUCAUGUUGUCUACGGUUCUCACGUAACAGUUUCACUUGCGCCACAGGAAAACAAUCGGCCUUUAGAGAGGAUCGAACUUCGGAGUCAAGUGGAAGGAGUGAAGGAAUGGUGGGAAGGAUUUGAGGAAUUGAAAGCGAUACCUCAUUCUUUCGCAAUUGUUUUGAAACAUGGUCGGGGCCACAUAGCUGUUUUCAUGGAUUUGGCGACAGACAAGGUCUGCCUCAUGGCCAGUGUUUCUGGUGUUAUUUAG